This is a messenger RNA of Endocarpon pusillum Z07020, 3063 nucleotides long. RefSeq lists its product as uncharacterized. The transcript has 3 exons. Gene Ontology annotation, molecular function: transferase activity, transferring alkyl or aryl (other than methyl) groups. The record is from RefSeq and is a predicted model, not a curated record. Lineage: Eukaryota; Fungi; Ascomycota; Eurotiomycetes; Verrucariales; Verrucariaceae. Gene Ontology annotation, biological process: alkaloid metabolic process. The coding region runs from base 1 to 3063 and encodes 1020 amino acids.
AUGGCUUGGGUUCCGGAUACCAACUCGAUUGCUGAGCCAAUUGACGCUAUCUACAACCGUCUAAAGCUCAAUCGGCCAGAUUACGGCCAACUCUCAGCUGAAGAUUGUAUUCGCCUCAUCAAACAGGUUGCCAAAGGAGCGCGAGAGGAGCCGCACCGUAUACGCUUUAGAAUCAUCAUCGAUGCUCUUGAUGAGUGUGAGGACGCUCAGGAUCUACUAGAAUACUUAUAUCAAGCCAAAGAGUCUUGCGGCAAUAUCUUCUUCAUGUUUUCUAGCCGACCCGAUAUCCAGAUUCCUCAACGUUCCUUGCCCGCCACUAUGGUGAAGAUUGAGGCGGAUAAAUCGUUAGAGGACAUGAGAUUCUUCAUCCGUCAUGAAAUUCAGCGUAGAAACACAAAAUUGCCUGGAAACAAACGAUCAGAGCUGGAAGACGUAUUACAGAAGGAGCUCUUUGAAAGGGCCGGUGGAAUGUUCCGUUGGACUCAGAUACAGCUGGAAGAUUUUCUGCCGUCGACCCAAAAUCGUCCCAAGCUUCAUAGUAAAGGAGAUUUCUGUAAGAGGAUUCGAGAUUUGCGCGAGCGCGCUGGUGCCGAAGAUCUAGACCGAGAAUAUGAGCGAAUAUACGAAGCGAAUACUCGGCCCGGUCGUCCCUCUCGAGAAGACGCCAAGAAAGCUUUCAGGAUCUUGCUUUGCUGCUUCGAACCGUUGAGCUUAGAUCAGCUUGCACAAGCCACUUUAUUGGAAGAAUAUGGGGAAGAGUCUUCGGAGUCUAGUGGCGCCUACAUCCGUAACAUUUGCUGCAACUUUAUCGUUGUGAGUCAUUCCGUUGUUCAAUUUGCCCAUGUUUCUGCACGAGAUUAUCUUGUAUCCCGGAAGAUACGUGCAGUGAACGAGUUUGAUGCUGCUUCACAGCAUCAACAACCGGCAUUGAGCUCUCUUCAGUUUUUGGAAAGUCAUUGUGGUGAGAUUUUGAAGCACAUCAAAGAGGGACAAUUCAAGUCGGUCGAACCUUAUCUCUAUCCGGACGAACAUAUACGUAAUCAGGUUGAGCGGUCCUUACCAGUUGAGCUUCGUUUCGGCCUCUAUGCGGCAACGCAGUGGGCAGAACAUGCCUCCAAGAUUCCAGCGUCAGUCCGAAUGAGCAAAGGCCUCUCAAGCCAGAUCACUCGGUUCCUUUACUUGCCCAUUUUCCAGGACUGGCACCUUUUGACGACAAGACUUCGCCGAAUCUAUGGUUUUAGCUAUGAGAUAGAGGCUAGCAUAGGUACAGUACUUGUAACCCAGGUGCCAUCCAAACCUAACCCACUGUGCCUUAUUUCGGCCUUUGGCUUUUCCGAUUGUCUUGAAUUUGACGACAUUAAUAGCAACUCUUUCAAAGUAGGCACCAAAUCGGACUACGACAUGGCUCUGACUACGGCUUGCUUAUUCGGGCAUGCAGAGGUUGUGUCAAAAAUUUUCAUUGAGCUUCCAAAGCACGCUGGCGUCAAUCGAGUCGAUUUUGACAUUUUAAAGGCAUGGGAUGGAACUAUGGCUUCUUGGGAGGGGAAGGACAUCAGCGAAAUUGUCAGGCUAUUUCUCGAGCAUGGUGCAAUCGCAAGAAAGCCACUGGUACACAAAGCUUUACAAACAGCUGCUAUCGAGGAACGUCUUGACGUUCUUUUAAAAGUGGUGGAGCAAAUGAAAAAAGAGUAUGAUGAUCGAGAGAUACUGAAGAUCAUGUCGCAAACCGCUUUUGAAUCGCUCCCAUGGAUGUGGUAUCAGCUCCCCGAGCAAUACCAUCUGGCUGUGGAGUUCUUUUUAGGCCAGAUGGGUGCGAGAGAAGCUGAUCGGAUCUUCAAGCUUAAAACCUACAAUGGACAGUUACUUGGUGAAGUCAUACUGCUCAAUGCAUCAAAACAAGGCUCGUUCCAGACUUUCGAACUCAUGACAGAAAAGUUUAAAGUGCCUCUCAACGUAAAGAAUGAUGAGGGAGAUACUGCAUUACACCUUACUCCAAGUACUAAAAUUGCAAAUUAUAUACUUUGCGAAGACAAAUUCAUGGUGUCGGUGCGAAACUCAGAAGGAUACACCCCUAUAAUGACAGCAUUAAGAGCGCACAGUCCGGAAGUAUGGAAAACGAUAUCGAGGCAUGGAGGAAAUACCAACGAACGUACCAGAGGUGGUAAGACUGGACUCCAUCUCCUGUCUAUGUAUGCGGCAUCGAUGAAUAGUGGUUCUGACUCUGACCGAUUCUUUUCGGAGUAUUACUUGAAGCAGAAUCUUGCAGGCAUCAAGGACAGUGAGGGGAACACAGCCCUGCACCUUGUGAAUUACAGAUGGUGCGGCCAAUGGUUUGAUGGGGGGGCCGAUUAUAUGCUCAAGUUGAUGCAAGCAGGUGAGACACUGCUGGCCAGGGAUAAUAGGGGCGAGACAGCCGUAGAGAGGAUAUUCUCCUUUGAUUUUCAGCUGGAAACGUCCAAUUUACCAGUGCCGAAAAGGCUCAAACCCCAGUUUCACAGGAUCAUUAUCCAUUUCAUGGAGGAGUUGAGACAGGAAGAGAGAAAACGUCUGCUUCGUGAGAGCCAGUGGGCAAAGGACGAAAUCACGUUAAAUGGCUUGGCCAUAUUGCGGGAUAUUUGGCACCUCCUGCUUCAAGAGCCCGAAGGUGUCAACGAUGACUACAACAAGCCCAUCAAUGACGGCACUCUCCUUUGCCAGAGGACGUACUUUAGCUUCGAGUUGAGGCCCGGCAGGGAGCUUCCCGAAGUUAAAACCUACUUGCCGACAUGGAACUACGUACGGAGCGAUGUGGAGACCGUCCAGAACUACGAGGAGGUCUGUCGUAGAUGGCGGUUACGAGUAUGGAAAGGAGGGCAAAUACAAGGAGCUUUUCGAAAAUGCUUUGUAUGUCCACCUCCCAUCCUGAACGCAAACAGUCACCAACCUUUCAUCUUCAGUGGGCCUGUGAAUCACAGUCGUCCAAGGCCGGUCCAUUGCGAUGCCUCGUUCUUAUACUCCGAAAAGAAGGGGACAUAUCAGACACUGUAUUUCAGCCCACCGCUUGGAGACGAAGAGUACAAGUAG